Chelmon rostratus (copperband butterflyfish) is the source of this 3007-nucleotide messenger RNA. RefSeq names its product protein arginine methyltransferase 7 (gene prmt7). NCBI's taxonomy places the organism in Eukaryota, Metazoa, Chordata, Actinopteri, Chaetodontiformes, Chaetodontidae. The transcript has 17 exons. Gene Ontology annotation, biological process: peptidyl-arginine methylation. Gene Ontology annotation, molecular function: protein-arginine N-methyltransferase activity. The record is from RefSeq and is a predicted model, not a curated record. Bases 117 to 2174 code for a protein of 685 amino acids.
AAGAUGGCCGCUCCCUUAGAGGCAACGCUGCUUCUAUAACCGAAUUUACUGUAAAACGUGUACAGCUUGUAUUUAGCCGCCCUUCUCAGCGGAGUGUUGUAGCAGUGGUGUCAGAGAUGAAGACCUUCUGUGGAAGAGCCAACCCGACCUCGGGAGCUUUAGACUGGGUGGAGGAGAGUGAGGAGUACGACUAUCACCAGGAGAUAGCCAGGUCCUGUUAUGCAGACAUGCUUCAUGACCACGACAGGAAUGUGAAGUACUACCAGGGCAUCCGUGCAGCCGUAGCCAGAGUAAAGGCCCGUGGCGAGAAGGUCAUCGUCCUGGACAUCGGGACGGGAACGGGCCUCCUGUCCAUGAUGGCCGUCACUGCCGGAGCUGACUUCUGCUACGCUGUGGAGGUUUUUAAGCCCAUGGCCGAGGCGGCACAGUGCAUUGUGGAGAAGAACGGCUUCUCUGAAAAGAUCAAGAUUAUUAACAGACACUCCACUGAUGUCACUGUGGGGCCAGAUGGAGAUAUGCAAAUGAAGGCCAAUGUUCUGAUCACAGAACUGUUUGAUACAGAGCUGAUAGGUGAAGGAGCCCUGCCCAGCUAUGAACAUGCUCACCAGAAUCUGGUCCAGGAGGGUUGUGAGGCGGUUCCUCAUCGGGCUACCGUCUACGCCCAGCUGGUGGAGUCGGAGCUGCUGUGGAGCUGGGCUCAGCUGCAGCCGGUGGAGGUGGAGGGGGCCCGUCUGGCCCCGCUGCCCGAUGUGAGCCGCUGUGCUGGAGCUCAUUCGGUGUGUGACAUCCAGCUGAGCCAGGUGUCACCGCUCAGCUUCACCCCGCUGAGUCCUCUCUGCACCAUGUUCAGUGUGGAUUUCAGUAAGCCAGUAAGCAGCGCAUUCCGGUCCCACUCCUCCCAGUUUGUGGCUCAGUCUGGAGGUCGAGCCCAGGUCGUCCUGUCCUGGUGGGACCUCGACAUGGACCCCAGUGGAAGCAUUGUGUGCACCAUGGCUCCCAGCUGGACAUACCCACAGCCAAAGAUGGCUCCAUGGCGGGACCACUGGAUGCAGAGUGUCUACUUCCUGUCUGUGGAGAGGCAGGUUACAGAAGGAGAGGAGCUGAGUCUGACUGUCUGCCACGAUGACUACAGUCUGUGGUACAGCCUGCGGUCUCACAGCCAACAGGACCCACAGACUGACGCUCUUCCCUCUCGGCCGUGUUGUACCUGCCAGGCUCACCUGGUCUGGACCCGGCCACGCUUCGGUGAACUCAACGACAGACGGCGCACGGAGAACUACGUCAGCGCACUGCGCAGCGUUCUGAGGGAGGACAGUGUGUGUCUCGGCGUCAGUGAUGGAAGUCUGCUUCCUGUGUUUGCACACAUGCUCGGAGCUAAAAAGGUCUACAGUUUGGAAAGCUCCAGGAUGUCCAAACAGGUUAUUGAGCAGAUGUUGGAGGCCAACUCGAUGAAAGGAGGUGUUGAGCUGCUGGAGAUCAGGCCUGAACAGCUGACCACUAAUGAUCUAGGAGCAGAACAGAUCUCAGUCCUGAUGGGUGAACCGUACUUCAGCACCAGCCUCCUGCCGUGGCACUCGCUGUUCUUCUGGUACUGUCGGACCGCCCUGGCCGGCCUUCUCCGGCCCGACGCCACCAUCCUGCCCUGCUCUGCCUCACUCCACAUGAUGGCUGUAGAGUUCCAGGAUUUGUGGAGGAUACGAGCCCCGUGUGGAACAUGUGAGGGCUUUGAUGUCACACCCAUGGAUGAAAUGGUCCAGCGCUCUCUGGAUUUCCACGAGUCACGCGAGGCAGAGCCCCACCCUCUCUGGGAGUACCCGUGCCGUGCUCUGACCCAGUCCGCAGAGGUCAUGACCUUUGACUUCACACAGUGUCUCCCUCAGAGGCCAAUCAGCUGUCAGGGCUCGCUGCCUUUCAUAAGGAUGGGUCGUUGCCACGGUGUUGCAUUGUGGAUGGAAUAUCAUCUAACUGAUGACAUCACUGUCAGUGCAGGUCUGAUAGGACCAAUCAGUGAGCAGGGGGAGUGUGAGUGGAGUCGACACAGGAAACAGGGAGUGUAUUUUCUCAGGUCACCGUGGGAGAGCUCAGGUGAUGGCAGAGCCGCCGUGUCUUACAGCUUCACUUUUGAACCCACUUCAGGAGACAUUAAGAUGGACUUCAGCAUCGAGUCUCAGUGACGUGAAGCAAUCUGACUGAAGAACAGACUUUUGAUGCUUUUACCUCCAGCCAUUGUUUGCAUUUUUGCCAUUUUGGGUGCAUAUUUAACUUUGUUGGUGCAGGCAGUAUGGUUUUAUUGUUACGACUGAAGCUGCUGUAACUCAAUUUCUAAAAAAUAACAAUGUGCCCAUUAUCAUCACCAAAACUGACAAGAAUACAAUGAUUUAAGGCCGUGGAGCACCUUAACUGUCCACCACAGAAUGCUAUCAAUGAUUAAUCAUUCUGAUUCGUAUUAGUGGACCCCUAUAAAGCAAUUAGUAAAGUAUUUAGCAAUUCUACUAUAAAAUCACAUCAAAAGUGGAUGUGACUGACUGGCUAAUGGAUGUUCAGUGAAAUUAGAGAUGCAAAAUGGUAUGCGUUUCAGUAACCUAUUAGGGUCACCACAGCAAAAUAUCUGUAGUUUGUGUCGACCAACAGCUUUUGUGGAUUAAUGGGUCAGCCACCUAGCAAAGCCAAAUGUGUUGUUAUAGAAAUGUUUUCUAAAGUUUUAUAUUGGUUGUCCAGUGUUUGGUAUCUUUGUCAUAGAGUUUCCAUAAAGGAAUUUUACUUCUUUUUGAAGUACAGACUGCAACGAUGAGCAGGGCAGUGACAACCUGCUGAGCUCUUCCCAGCUAAUACUACUUCAAAGACUGUUAAAUGUUGGACACUGUCCGUGUUCACUGAGAAUCGCUCGUCGUCAUUUGUGGUCCUGGUAUCCCAACAGUGAUGGAGUAAUGUGCUGAUACAUACUGUAUGAAAAUGUACCAUAAGAUGACUAUUAGCCACAUUCAGUGAAAUAAAUGGAAUGCCUAUA